AUGUCCACAAAGAUGCAUAUACGAAUCCAGAACGGAGUCGCAUCCACACACACACACACACAAACACCUUGGCAGAAAAUCGAGCUGGCUUUUAGCCGACUCGAGAUGGAGGAGGGCCAGCUCACCGAAUCCAUUGAGGACACGCAGCCCACCCCCGGUCCAAAUGCUGUUUCGACAGCUCCAUUUUCAUGA
Molecule: messenger RNA, 192 nt
Organism: Aspergillus clavatus NRRL 1
Lineage: Eukaryota; Fungi; Ascomycota; Eurotiomycetes; Eurotiales; Aspergillaceae
Exons: 2
Coding region: 1-192 (63 amino acids)
Source: RefSeq, a predicted model, not a curated record